Pomacea canaliculata is the source of this 2572-nucleotide messenger RNA. Its product is annotated as E3 ubiquitin-protein ligase RFWD3-like. The record is from RefSeq and is a predicted model, not a curated record. Gene Ontology annotation, molecular function: ubiquitin protein ligase activity; protein binding. Gene Ontology annotation, biological process: protein ubiquitination; interstrand cross-link repair. Gene Ontology annotation, cellular component: nucleus. The coding region runs from base 347 to 2374 and encodes 675 amino acids. Lineage: Eukaryota; Metazoa; Mollusca; Gastropoda; Architaenioglossa; Ampullariidae. The transcript is spliced from 13 exons.
CCAUUGGCAUUAUCUCCCCUUCUUAACAUGGCGCGAACGAAGCAGUGUUACUUUGAUGAGAUCGAUUCAUAACUACCACCGUUGAUGCAUGCACAUCUCUCUUUCAAAUGCUACUUUUGUGGGAUUUUAACAACGAAUAUGGAAAGUUAUUCAUGGAAUUAGUAUGCAUCGGCUGAAAAUUCUAACGCACAUGCAAACUACAUACAAGAGACUGAGAAUUCGUCACCUUAUUACAGAUUUGUUUAUCAUUUCAUCACACGAGUAAAUACACCUGAGUGUAAAUUUGAUUUGAUGUUGAUCAGAUCAGUGUUAAUGUGAUGUCUCUAAUUAAUAAAAUAGGAGAGAUAUGAAUGCCAACGUAACGAGCGAGGCAAACGAAAUCAUCUCUCUUGUUGAUGAUGAGACAAAUUCCAAUGAUGAUUUAGCUGCAGAAACCGAAGAAGAAAUAGAAACCCCUGAAAGCGGAGACGAUGACGUAGUUGUUGUGGAAAACGAAGAGGAAGAAAAUGUAGUCCGGAGUUCGAGUGAGGAUGAUGAUCAGCAAGAAGUUGGAGAUGAAAUUAUAGCCAUACAACAGUCACACAUGUUACCAGGUGUUAAUGAGGUGUCGGAGGUUCUAAAUACAGAUGUGAGUCAACCUCACCAAGAUAUUCCAGAAAGCAGCCAUCCAACCAUUUCUUUAGAACCUGGUCCAGCCACAUCUCAAGAUACAUCUUUGACAGACUUCCAGCCAUCGGCAAGUAAUCGUCGGCAAGCUACAAUCAAUUCUGGAAACUCUUGCCAAUAUCAGUCACCCAAGCGGCGUCGCAUCAAUUCAGCAGAGAAGACCACAAUAAAAAACAGCAACAAAGCUGCAGCCAGCAUUGAUACAGAAGAAGAAGAUGAUGAUGGAAAUUGCUGUUCAAUAUGCUUUGAACCAUGGACCAACUCGGGCAACCACCGCCUGGCAUCACUCAAGUGUGGUCAUUUAUUUGGACUUGGAUGCAUUCAGAAAUGGCUUAAAGGCCAAGGAGGCAAGUGUCCACAAUGCAAUGAAAAAGCAAAACACAAGGACAUUCGAGUGAUCUAUGCUAAAACUAUAAUGAUGAUAGAUACUACAGAGCGAGAUAGAGCUUUGAAAGAUCUAGAACGAGAGCGUGAACUUCGCCGGCAGUCAGAGCUGGAGGCUGCCCAGUCUCGUUUACAUUAUCAGCAGGUUGCAAAUCAGGUCAGGCUUCUUCAGGAAGAGAUUGACCGCUUGAGGGCAGAGCUGAAUAUUUUAAGGUCACAGAAAGGCGCUUUAUCUGUGUCAUCCACAUCACAAGCUGGUCACUCUCUCUCCCAGCGACACUCCCAAUCAUCUCAUCUCCCUGGGCAGUUUAUCUUAGACAAGACCGUGAAGAUCUGGGAGGGAGGUCAGUGUCGGGUGCUGGCAUACAGUCCAUCAAUUGCAGCACUAGUGAUAUCCCAGCCAUCUUCAAGUUCCUUAUUUCCAGGCUUUGGCAUCAAAAAGUUGAACGCCUUAGACUUCAAAACAUCUAGUUACCUCACUGUGCAUCAGAAAGCCAUUCGCUGCAUAGCUUUUCACCCAGAAGUGGAUGAUGGAAUGCUUUUGUCCUGCUCCAUGGACAAAACUGUCAAACUGACCAGUGUUAUAACAAGUAGUGUUGUACAGAUCUACAACCUGGCUUUUCCUGCCUGGAGCUGUGAAUGGCAUUCAGAGGACCCAAACUAUUUCUACGUUGGGCAGCAGAGUGGAUCAGUGUAUGAAUUUGACAUACGCAACACUGCUGAACAUGUGCGAGAACUCAACUCUGAAGGUAGCAAGUCACCAGUAGUAUCUCUUCAACAUGUGUCACAUGAUAUCAUCUCUGCUUUCCGACCUGGAGGUCUAAUAGUUGGCCAGCUUGACCGCAUUUCCUUCUAUGAAAACAAACCUGAGAAUGAGUCCAGGCUGCACAUACUACCUCUGGAAGGCAAUCUUACUAGUUUGUGCAUGGAGCGUCCCACAAGGCAUAUGCUGGCAAGUUUUAGACCUACAAGCAAACACCCAACAGUACGACACCAGGUGUGUGAGCUCAGCAGCACCACAACAGAUGGGGGACAGAGUAUGAUAUCAUGCAACCCUAUUCAAACAUUCCAUGGGGGAAGGUCCCAAUCUGUCCUUGCCCGCACCUUAUUGACACACCAUGUUGGUGAUCCUUCGCGGCUUCUGGUGGUGGCUGGAGAUGAACCUUCAGAGAGUAUACACAUAUGGGAUGCAGCAUCAAACCGACUUUUACAGCGUUUGCCAGUUGAGGGCAUUCCCUUGGACUUCACUCAUUUUGUCAUAAAUAACCAAGACUACCUUGUAGGCUUGACAGAAAAAAAACUCAAAGUUUAUCGAUGGAACUGAUGUGCAUGUUUGUAUAUAAAGGUGUGGUUUUUUUUUGAAGGUGUCCAAAAUUCAGCAUGCAGCUUAAGUGACUACAUCUGUGGUGUAGAAAAGUACCUGAACUUUGUGUGUGUGCGCUUGCGCCCGCAUGCUUGUGUGUGUGAAUUGUUGGCAAUUAAGAUUGGCUGUAACAAAGAAUCUUUGGGAAAUAAAGACUGU